AUGGACGGCACAGAUGUAGAGAAGUUGAAAUUGGCGGAGGAUAAAGCUGAAUUGCAGUGGAUGGCAGGUGUUGUAGCGUCUGAAGUGGGAUACCUGUACUUUGUUGGAGACGUGGAUGGGUUCGAGGACUGGAUGGACGACGUCGAGCAGAGCAACCUGUCUCUGAUAUACAGGAAAGUUGAGACAGGCGAGGAAGAAAGCGUAGAGAGCGAAGAGCCGUAG
This is a messenger RNA of Ascochyta rabiei, 222 nucleotides long. RefSeq lists its product as uncharacterized. NCBI's taxonomy places the organism in Eukaryota, Fungi, Ascomycota, Dothideomycetes, Pleosporales, Didymellaceae. The transcript has a single exon. The coding region runs from base 1 to 222 and encodes 73 amino acids. The record is from RefSeq and is a predicted model, not a curated record.